AUCAAGGUGUUAUCUGUUUGCCUUGUUAUCUCAUAAAACUAGUUCAUACACACACAUGGACAUAUCUUGAUGUUCACAAUAUCAUACACACGUAAACAAUAAUCCAAGUCUAUUUCAAAAGAGGGAUUAUAGAGAUAUAUGAAAUGUCUGAUGUAACAGCUAACGAGGUAACUAUCCGUCAGUACAGACCAGAAGAUGUUAAGUAUUUGAUGGAAUACGCUGAAGAAAAUGAAUGGGAUUUAUCUAUGUAUGAUCACUUGGCAUAUACAAGAAUUGAUCCGAAUUACCUGAUUGUUGCUGCAGACAAAGACGAUGUGCCUGUAGGGUUUUGUGGAGUAAGUCAAAAUGCACCGGACACGAUCUACUUUGGCAACUUUAUCGUACGCAAAGAUCUCCGGAAACGAGGCAUUGGUCGAUUGCUGUGGAAAGCGAUGUUAGAAAAGGCCGGGGAUCAGAACAUUGUUCUUGAUGGAGGCCCUGAGAUGGCAGACUGGUACAUUACUCAUGGGUUCCCUUAUCAGGCAUAUAAGGUUCAGUUUUAUGCUGUUAAAGUUAAUGACGAAAUGAAACAAAACAUAAUGUUCAAAUAUGACACAAAAACCCUGAUGGAAAGCAUGUGGCCGGACUUAAUGAAAUAUGACAGUCAAGUUUACACAAACUUUGACCGUACACGGCUAUUACGUGCUUGGUUCACAGGAGAUGAUGUUCGUGUUGCUGUUGCUAUGGAAGCUGGGAAGAUAGUUGGCUAUGGCAGCAUUCACAGAAAACCAAACGGUGAAUAUGGACUGAGAAAUAUCUUUGGAGAUAAUGAAGAUGUUAUUGAAGCCCUUCUACAUAAUAUGCUAUCAGUGUUACCUGAGGGAACUGUUGUUCAUUUUAUGAUGCCAGAAGACAAACCUUUACCGAAAUAUAUUCAGCACAGCAUGAAGGUUGAGGAAACAGCAGUUAGAAUGUUUAACAAGGUGAAAAUAGAAACAAACAAUGAGAAGAUUUGGUUCGCAACAGCGCAUACUGUGUGAUAUACAUUUUAUGACACAGGAAAGCACGAGGCACAGUUUAUCAAUAGAUAUUUCUUUACCACUAAUGUAAACAUUUGUAUUAAUUCUACCAAAACUGAACAUCUUUGAUUGCAUCUACUUAUGUUGACGAUCAUAUAUGUAAAUUGUGUAAAUGUUCAAUUGCACAUUCUACUUUGUUUUGUCAAAUUAUAUGACAUAGUCAUUUCCAGAAUUUUACUAGAUAAAUAUUAUUUAUUCUA
Molecule: messenger RNA, 1258 nt
Organism: Ruditapes philippinarum (Manila clam)
Lineage: Eukaryota; Metazoa; Mollusca; Bivalvia; Venerida; Veneridae
Exons: 3
Coding region: 144-1019 (291 amino acids)
Molecular function (GO): acyltransferase activity, transferring groups other than amino-acyl groups
Source: RefSeq, a predicted model, not a curated record